AAUACUGAUUCGUCUAUUUUGUCCCGUUUCACCCUAACCGCACGACGGCUUGGCGAGCGUAUAAGAGAAGGGAAGCGCCUGAUUCUAUUUCAACAACCAACUCCACAUUUUGUACAUGAUGUUAGACGAAGAUUUCGGCAAACGCGCUAUGGACGUAGACAGUUUCUACGGAUAUGUUCCCGACAGAGGGAUUUCAAUACUUUUUUUGGUCCUCUUUUCUGUAUCAACUCUAAUCCACACCGGCCAAGCGGUCUUCUCUCGGGCGUGGUGGCUACUGGCUACCGCUGUCCUGUGCGGCCUCCUCGAGAUUCUGGGCUGGAGUGCACGGCUAUGGUCAAGUUCCAAUCCAGGGCUCCCGGAUCCUUACGAGAUGCAGUUGACCUGCACUAUCUUGGCCCCGACGCCGCUCUUGGCCGCCAACUUUGUGAUCCUUGAGAAACUGAUUGAGCGUCUUGGAACCGGGUACAGUCGUUUGAGUCCAAGAACCUAUCUUAUUCUCUUUUGUUCUUGCGAUAUCAUUUCUCUCGUGAUACAAGCGAUUGGGGGUGGAAUGGCAGCAACAGCUGUAUCUGAGGACACAGAUCCGGAGAAGGGGGGACACGUCAUGCUAGGCGGUAUUGCCUUCCAAAUGGCCGUUAUCGCGAUAUACUCCAUCUUGGGUAGCGAGUUCUUCAUAAGAUACUUGGCUGAUAAGCCUAUUCGCGGACGCGACAUCACCAGAGGUCACUUAAACACGAAAUUGAAAUUCCUUACCGUAGCUCUCGCCUUCACCACCGUCUGUCUGUUUAUUCGAGCUGUGUAUCGUACUAUUGAAUUGUCUGAUGGGUGGUCAGGGAGAAUCAUUACCACCGAAGUCUAUUUCAAUGUACUCGACGGAACGAUGGUGGUACUGGCGCUUUAUACGUUCAAUGUAUUCCACCCGAUGCUACUCCUUCAGGACAAGACAAAAAUACCGGAGCAGAAGCAAGAAAUGGACACUGACGGGGAUACAGUAGUUGCGUAGAUAAUCGUCAUAGUCCUGCCUUGCUAUUUUACGUACGCGCUCAAGUAAUAAUCUAAUCAGCCCAAGUAUACAACGUCGGUAUCACGAGUUUCAGCAUAAAAAAACGAGAAACCAC
Molecule: messenger RNA, 1118 nt
Organism: Desarmillaria tabescens
Lineage: Eukaryota; Fungi; Basidiomycota; Agaricomycetes; Agaricales; Physalacriaceae
Product: RTA1-domain-containing protein
Exons: 9
Coding region: 116-1003 (295 amino acids)
Cellular component (GO): fungal-type vacuole; plasma membrane
Source: RefSeq, a predicted model, not a curated record